Molecule: messenger RNA, 1746 nt
Organism: Arctia plantaginis
Lineage: Eukaryota; Metazoa; Arthropoda; Insecta; Lepidoptera; Erebidae
Source: the annotation of a GenBank genome assembly
AUGACAGUUGAUGUUACUCCGACUUCGGUAUCUGGUAUUAAUAUAAAAAGCUCGCAGAAUCGUCUGCUCAUCAAGAAUGGGAAGGUUGUCAACGAUGAUGGAAUGGAAGACUUGGAUGUCUAUAUUGAGGAUGGAAUUAUUAAACAAGUGGGUCGCAACCUCAUCAUCCCUGGAGGCACCAGGACUAUCGAUGCCACUGGGAAACUAGUCAUGCCAGGAGGCAUCGACCCUCACACGCACUUUGAACUUGAGAUGAAUGGUGCUAAGGCAGCUGAUGACUUCUACAAGGGAACGAGGGCUGCUGUGGCCGGAGGCACUACAACUGUCAUUGACUUCGUGCUACCGCAGAAGAACCAGUCUUUGCUGGAAGCAUAUGCUAAUUGGAGAGAUAAGGCCGAUAACAAGGUAUGUUGCGACUACGGUCUUCACGUAGGCGUAACGUGGUGGUCUCCAUCAGUGAAGAAAGAGAUGCAGAAGUUGGUGACAGAGCAGUAUGGUGUCAACUCCUUCAAGAUGUUCAUGGCUUAUAAGGACUUGUGGCAGUUGGAUGAUUAUGACUUGUACUGUGCAAUGGAAACGUGUGCUGAACUGAAAGCGCUACCUCAGGUUCAUGCCGAAAACGGCGACAUCAUAGCCCGUAACACUGAGAAGCUACUAGCAGCUGGAGUAACAGGCCCCGAGGGUCACGAGCUCUCUCGUAAUGAGGAGGUUGAAGGCGAGGCUGUUAAUAGGGCGUGUGUUAUUGCCAACCAGGCGAAGUCACCCCUGUACAUUGUACACAUGAUGUCAAAGAGCGCAGUCCGGAUGUUACAAUUGGCGCGAACUCGCCAGCGCACUCCACUGUUUGGAGAAACCCUGGCUGCUACUGUUGGAACAGAUGGCAGCCACCAGCGCAACGCGUGCUUCCGUCACGCGGCGGCGCACGUGCUGAGCCCGCCGCUGCGCCCCGACCCCGCCACGCCCCAGGCCAUGUGCGAGGCGCUCGCUGAUGACUACAUCCAGGUGAUCGGCAGCGACAACUGCACGUUCCACGAGAAGGACAAGGAGAUCGGCAAGAACAACUUCUCCAAGAUACCCAACGGAGUGAACGGUGUUGAGGACCGCAUGGCCAUCCUCUGGCAAAAGGCUGUCAACACUGGUAUAAUGGACCCGUGUCGGUUCGUGGCGGUGACCAGCUCGAACGCGGCCAAGAUCUUCAACAUCUGGCCGCAGAAGGGGCGCGUGGCCGUCAACAGCGACGCGGACAUCGUCGUGUGGGACCCGCGCCUCGAGCGGACCAUCUCCGCCGCCACGCACAAGCACGCUGUUGACUUUAACAUCUUUGAGGGUCAACAUGUGGUAGGGAGCCCACAAUAUGUGAUUGUCAGUGGACGCGUUUGUCUCGACGAUGGAGAACUGAGGGUAGUCGAGGGGUUCGGUCGGUUCCUGAAGACGCCGGUGGGCAGCCCGCUGGUGUACGGGGAGGGGCAAGAGCGCGCGGCCCCUGAACCCGAGCUGCUGCACCUGGACAUCCAGCACAAGGUCUCCAACGGCUCCCCGUCGCCUGAUUUCGGUAUGACCAAGAGCAUGGACGGGCUGUCGGUGUCGGGCUGCAGCACGCCCACGGGCCGCAAGAUGCGCGAGCCGGGACAGCGCAACCUGCAGACGUCCACCUUCUCCAUCAGCAAAGAGGUGGAGGGACUGGACACGAAGACGUCGGUGCGCGUGAGGAACCCCCCUGGGGGCAAGUCCUCCGGCCUCUGGUAG